Dibothriocephalus latus is the source of this 1176-nucleotide messenger RNA. The record is from the annotation of a GenBank genome assembly. Lineage: Eukaryota; Metazoa; Platyhelminthes; Cestoda; Diphyllobothriidea; Diphyllobothriidae.
AUGCAAAGGCGCGAAGACGAGAUGGCCAAAUGUAGUGCUGCUGCAGCAACCUGUGAUGGAGGCAGUAAGCCCGAAUCAAAACCGCCCGUGACGCAAGACCAGGAGAGAACUAUCAGCGAGCCAGGAGACCGCGAACCCUCUCAUGAGGCGGUUGGUGAUGUCCAGGCCGGAAAGGCUAACCCAUCAACGGGCACGAUCGAUGACAAGGAAUUACAAACCUACGAUCUCGUUUCUCUCAACUCAAACAGCACUUACAUGGAGGAGGAAGUGAGGGUAACGAUGAUCAGGAGUCAUGACCGCGAAUCACAGCUACAGCCUGAUAACAGUGACGACGAGGACGCAGAUGCGGACCCAGUGGCCGUCCCGUCGAAAAGCCAGGACACGGACCACGGCAAAGACAGCCUAGAGAUUUUACAGCCAUCGCGGCUGUUUGGCGAGGAACCGGGAUCGAAGUACACUUCGGAGAAUGAGGAAGAACAGGAUGCAGCUAUGGAACAGGUUUCAACCAUGUCCACCUCUUCCCUUGAUGACACCAAGGAUGUCCUGCAGGAGAUUGAAAUGCAUCAACACGGGAAAGAAAAACCACCUCAUUCGAAAGAUACCAGUGUGCCCCAAAUGAACGCACCGAAGAAUGAGUUCGAUUGGGAAAGCACGGCUAUCGCCAAGGAUUUGGCUAAAAACAUGACGAACGAUAAACGCGGAGAGCGAACUCUGGGUGAGUCGUUUCAAAUGCACACUACGUCUACUUCGAGGAAGACAGAGGUCACUGGAGGAGCCCUUGACAAGUUGAAAACGCUCCCGCUUGGAAUUCAAGCAGAAUCCACGGCGCAGUACACCUGUGACACGACGUUGUGGGAGCAAACAACAACACCCAUCCAACUGGGGCACAUCUCAGAGAUGACCUCAUUUACCAGUGAAGAAGAAGAAGAAGAAAAAGAAGACAACGAUAUCCGUCACCCGGAGGACUACUCAAAGAGUCCAACCCUGUCUAUCAGUCGAAACACCAGGCGGCACGAAGAAGCGACGCUGGUGGUACGGUCAGAAGCACCCUCGGCACGGACGGAGCAGGUUUCCGAGCUGACACCGCUUUGUAGUAGCCCGUCAGAGGAGAAGGAUCGGGUGGAACAGGUCGGAGGACAAAGCACCGGUUCUCAGCAAUUGCCCUGGACAGGAAUC